AUGGCAGCAUCAAACUCAACAUGUGUUUCUGACUUAAUCACUGGUCUAAAUAACUUGAGGGAGCUUGAUCAAAGCAACAACAAAUACAAGGCUAAAAUGCUGGAGAAACUGAGCCUGGACCUCGAGAUCCCGUCUAAAGAAGUGGCUAACCAAGGAGCUUAA
Molecule: messenger RNA, 162 nt
Organism: Eruca vesicaria subsp. sativa (arugula)
Lineage: Eukaryota; Viridiplantae; Streptophyta; Magnoliopsida; Brassicales; Brassicaceae
Source: the annotation of a GenBank genome assembly